AUGAAGGUCAUUGCCAUCCUCCUCCUCCUCCUCUCCUGCUCCCCCACCCACAGCAGCUUCUGGCAGUUUCAGAGGAUGGUCAAACACAUCACGGGGCGGAGUGCCUUCUUCUCAUAUUACGGAUAUGGCUGCUACUGUGGGCUUGGGGGCAAAGGGGUCCCCGUGGAUGACACUGACAGGUGGGCACAUGACUGUUGCUACGAGAAGCUGAAGGAGUCCAGCUGCCAGCCUGUGUUGAGCGGCUACCAGUUCCACAUCGUCAAUGGCACAGUGGUGUGUGGAUGCACCCUUGGUCCUGGUGCCGGCUGCCACUGCGGGCUGAAGGCCUGUGAAUGUGACAAGCGAUCCGUGCACUGCUUCAAAGAGAGCCUGCCUACCUAUGAGAAAAACUUCAAGCAGUUCUCCAGCCGGCCCAGGAUAGCUGCCCCCACCCUGCAAAAAAGCCUGGGCUAG
This is a messenger RNA of Rhinopithecus roxellana (golden snub-nosed monkey), 453 nucleotides long. It is a transcript of the gene PLA2G2C, whose product is annotated as phospholipase A2 group IIC. Gene Ontology annotation, molecular function: calcium ion binding; phospholipid binding; signaling receptor binding. The transcript has 5 exons. Gene Ontology annotation, biological process: phospholipid metabolic process; fatty acid biosynthetic process; lipid catabolic process. The record is from RefSeq and is a predicted model, not a curated record. Lineage: Eukaryota; Metazoa; Chordata; Mammalia; Primates; Cercopithecidae. The coding region runs from base 1 to 453 and encodes 150 amino acids.